Python bivittatus (Burmese python) is the source of this 2050-nucleotide messenger RNA. The record is from RefSeq and is a predicted model, not a curated record. NCBI's taxonomy places the organism in Eukaryota, Metazoa, Chordata, Lepidosauria, Squamata, Pythonidae.
UCUGGAAGGAGCAGACCUUCGCAGGGUGCUCGUGAAGACGCCGGGCCCGGGCCGCAGCGGCUCGGUCGCGUUCGGAAACGAGUCGGUGACAGGUGCCGCUCCCGCAGCAGGGGCGUUACGUGGGGCCGCUGCCCUUUGCGCCCACUGCAGUUUCUGGGCGCUCUGAUCCCGAGUGCCAUGAAUACAGGGGCCCGUUUUUUGUAGGGCUCUCCUUAGCCCUUGCCCCACCACUUUCUCCACAGUCUUCCCCACAAGGGAGGUUGGAUGUAAGGCAACAGUUGUCCGAUAUAAGCUGAUCCAAGGCAGACCUCUGACGCCUCAUUGGGCCCGUCCACCUGGAGCAGAUCGGGUGGAUUUGUCCACAAAAUGAUCGGCCGGGUGAUCGUGACUUGCGCUGAUUGGUCCUUCUGGACCGUUUCCCCAAAGAAGGUUGUGAGUUACCUUAAACAGAGCGGCUGACUAGCGUUUGCAGAUGGAGCGAAGGUGGGGAAUAAUUUCUCUUCAGCACCCCUGUUGCCACGGAGUAAAUCUGAGCUUGUACCUGUGUCUGGUCACGCUUGUUAUCCUCCACUAGCGAAGAUGAUGUCUUGAAAGGAAGAAUCUGCAAGAUUGACAAGGAAUAAGAAGCCAGCAUGAGGAAGAUCACUUCGUUACGCAAUAAUUCCACAGAUCUUCUCCCACUGCAUGUUCACUGAAGAACCCCAGCCAUGGAGGACAAGCGCAACAUCCAGAUCAUUGAGUGGGAGCACCUGGACAAGAAGAAAUUUUAUGUUUUUGGGGUGUGCAUGACAAUGAUGAUCCGCAUCAGCGUGUACCCUUUCACACUCAUACGGACGCGGUUGCAGGUCCAGAGGGGGAAGAGUCUGUACAAUGGGACUUUUGAUGCUUUUGUCAAGAUCCUGCGGGCAGAAGGGGCGGCUGGGCUGUAUCGGGGCUUCCUGGUCAACACUUUCACCCUCAUCUCAGGGCAGUGCUACGUGACGACGUAUGAACUCACCCGCAAGUAUGUCUCGCAGUACAGCAAGAACAACACCAUCAAGUCCCUGGUGGCCGGUGGCUCGGCCUCCCUCGUUGCCCAGAGCAUCACCGUGCCAAUCGAUGUGGUCUCCCAGCACCUGAUGAUGCAGCGGCUGGGCGAAAGCAUGGGCCGCUUCCGAGUGCAGGCCCACGAAGGCAAACGGUUCCCCGUCUUUGGCCAGACUCGAGACAUCAUCACGCAGAUCUUCAAGGCUGAUGGGCUGAGGGGCUUCUACAGGGGCUACGUGGCCUCCCUACUUACGUACAUUCCCAACAGCGCUGCCUGGUGGCCCUUCUACCACUUUUAUGCAGAACAGCUUUCCAGCCUGACCCCCAAGGACUGCCCACACCUGCUGCUCCAAGCGAUAUCUGGGCCGAUGGCGGCUGCUACCGCUUCCACCCUCACCAACCCGAUGGACGUCAUCCGGGCACGUGUACAGGUGGGUGGCAAGAGCUCCAUCAUCCUGACCUUCAAGCAGCUGAUAGCCGAAGAGGGCCCGUGGGGCCUGACGAAAGGCCUUUCCGCCCGCAUCAUCUCGGCCACCCCCUCCACCAUUGUCAUUGUGGUCGGGUACGAGACCCUGAAGAAGCUGAGCUUGCGUCCAGAGCUGGUGGACUCCCGGCAUUGGUAGGGGAACGUGAGGAGAAUCUCUUGGACCAUUGGCAUGGUUGAAACAUCACCAAAAAGCAGGAGUGUUUUCUGACAAGGCAUUACUGGAGGAUACCCACAAACGAUUCUGCUUCCAAACAACCUUCCUGACCCAGUAUUAAUCUAGUCCCAUAGUGGGACUGCUGCGUAUUGCAAAAAAGGCCCUCCUGUAAGACUUCCUGUGAGUAAAAGCUGGCAUGUCUCCUAGUCCCCCUUUUAAUUUUUAUUUUUUUUAAAAAAAUGUUGGUUGAAGCAAAGUCAUUUUUUUUCUUCCCCCAAAUAGAAUUUGAUUUUUCUUAUUUUGCCAGAAUUCGUACAUUGGGAGAAUAACUUUUGCUCACCUUCUGCUGCUUGGAUGCGCCGCCAGGCACAGCCACACCCCCC